Molecule: messenger RNA, 3978 nt
Organism: Myotis davidii
Lineage: Eukaryota; Metazoa; Chordata; Mammalia; Chiroptera; Vespertilionidae
Gene: ITGA1
Product: integrin subunit alpha 1
Exons: 30
Coding region: 1-3633 (1210 amino acids)
Biological process (GO): cell-matrix adhesion; integrin-mediated signaling pathway; cell adhesion mediated by integrin
Cellular component (GO): external side of plasma membrane; integrin complex
Molecular function (GO): integrin binding
Source: RefSeq, a predicted model, not a curated record
AUGACAGUGUACACGUGUGAUGUGGGGCGUUCGUCUCCCUCCGAGCUGCCGGGGGUGGACUCCCCCAGCUCUGGGGACACGGGCCCUGCUGCUCCCACCUCGGGCUUGCUGCCCAGAGCUCCACGUCACCUGACUGUUUUCCCUCCCACAGUUGUGCUCCGCCUCUGCGUGGCCUUCAACGUGGACGUGAAGAAUUCGCUGACCUUCAGCGGCCCCGUGGAGGACCUGUUCGGCUACACUGUGCAGCAAUACGAAAAUGAGGAAGGCAAAUGGGUCCUCAUUGGCUCCCCGCUGGUUGGCCAGCCCAAGAACAGGACAGGCGACGUCUACAAGUGUCCCGUGGGGAGGGGAGAGGCACUGCCCUGCGUAAAGUUGGAUCUACCAGUCAAUACAUCGAUUCCCAACGUCACGGAGGUGAAGGAGAACAUGACCUUCGGAGCCACGUUAGUCACGAACCCGAAGGGGGGGUUCCUGGCGUGCGGGCCCCUCUACGCCUACCGCUGCGGCCACCUGCACUACACGACCGGCAUCUGCUCUGACGUCAGCCCCGCGUUCCAGGUGGUGAACUCCAUCGCCCCCGUGCGAGAGUGCGGCACGCAGCUGGACAUCGUCAUCGUGCUGGAUGGCUCCAACAGCAUCUACCCCUGGGACAGCGUCACCGCCUUCCUCAACAACCUGCUGGAGCGCAUGGACAUCGGCCCCAAGCAGACGCAGGUCGGGAUUGUGCAGUACGGAGAGAACGUGACCCACGAGUUCAACCUCAACACCUACUCCUCCACGGAGGACGUGCUCCUUGCUGCCAACAAAAUCGUCCAGAGAGGCGGCCGCCAGACCAUGACCGCCCUCGGGAUCGACACAGCCAGGAAGGAGGCUUUCAUGGAGGCCCGGGGCGCCCGCAGGGGCGUCAAGAAAGUCAUGGUGAUCGUGACGGACGGGGAGUCCCACGACAACCACCGGCUGCCCCAGGUCAUCCAGGACUGUGAGGGGGACGGCAUCCAGCGGUUCUCCAUCGCGAUUCUCGGCAGCUACAACCGCGGGAACCUGAGCACCGAGAAGUUCGUGGAGGAGAUCAGGUCCAUCGCCAGCGCGCCCACCGAGAAGCACUUCUUCAACGUGUCGGACGAGCUGGCCCUGGUCACCAUCGUGGAGGCGCUGGGAGAGAGGAUCUUCGCCCUGGAAGCCACCGCCGACCAGGCCGCGGCCUCCUUUGAGAUGGAAAUGUCGCAGACCGGCUUCAGCGCGCACUACUCCCAGGACUGGGUCAUGCUCGGAGCCGUCGGCGCCUACGACUGGAACGGGACGGUCGUCAUGCAGAAGGGGAAUCAGAUCAUCAUCCCCCAAAACACCACCUUCAAUGUGAAGUCUUCCAAAAAGAAUGAGCCCCUGGCCUCCUACUUAGGCUACGCGGUGACCUCGGCCACCGUCCCCGGGGGAGACGUGCUGUACAUCGCGGGCCAGCCCCGCUACAACCACACCGGGCAGGUCAUCGUCUACCGGAUGGAGGACGCGGACGUCAGGAUCCUGCAGGCGCUCCGGGGAGAGCAGAUCGGCUCCUACUUCGGCAGCGUGUUGACCACCGUGGACAUCGACAAAGAUUCCCACACGGACGUGCUCCUGGUCGGGGCGCCCAUGUUCAUGGGGCCCGAGAAGGAGGAGCAGGGGAAGGUGUACGUGUACGCCCUGAACCAGAGUCUCUUCCCAUAUCAGAUGAGCCUGGAGCCCGUGGCGCAGACCUGCUGCUCGUCUCUGAAGCACGCCGCGUGCACCAAGAAGAACAAGAAUGAGCCGUGCGGGGCCCGCUUCGGCACGGCCAUCGCGGCCGUGAGGGACCUCAACCUGGACGGCUUCAACGACGUGGUGAUCGGGGCGCCCCUGGAGGACGACCACGGGGGCGCCGUGUACAUCUUCCACGGGCGCGGCCGGUCGCUGCGGAAGCAGCACGCGCAGCGCAUCCCGUCGGGUGGAGACGGCCAGACCCUGAAGUUCUUCGGCCAGUCCAUCCACGGGGAGAUGGACCUGAACGGCGACGGCCUCACCGACGUGACCAUCGGCGGUCUGGGCGGCGCCGCCCUCUUCUGGGCCCGAGACGUGGCUGUGGUUAAAGUGACCAUGAACUUUGAACCGAAUAAAGUGAACAUUCAGAAGAAGAACUGCCGCAUGGAGGGGAAGGAAACCGUGUGCAUCAACGCGACCGUGUGCUUCCAUGUGAAGCUGAAGUCCAAGGAAGACACAGUCUACGAGGCUGACCUGCAGUACCGCGUCACCCUGGACUCGCUGAGGCAGAUCUCACGCAGUUUCUUCUCCGGGACCCAGGAGAGGAAGACCCAGAGGAACAUCACAGUGCGCGAGUCAAAAUGCACCCAGCACUUCUUCUACAUGUUGGACAAGCAUGACUUUCGGGACUCUGUGAGAAUAACCCUGGACUUCAAUCUUUCCGAUCCGGAAAAUGGGCCCAUUCUUGAUGAUUCUCUGCCAAACUCAGUACAUGAAUCUAUCCCCUUCGCCAAGGACUGUGGGAACAAGGACAAGUGCAUCUCGGACGUCGCCCUGGACGUGUCCACGCUGGAGAAGGACCUGCUGAUUGUCCGGUCCCACAACGACAAGUUCAACAUCAGCAUCACCGUCAGAAACAAAGGGGACAGCGCCUACAACACCAGGACCAUGGUGCACUACUCCCCAAACCUGGUUUUCUCGGGGAUCGAGGCGAUCCAAAAAGACAGCUGCGAGUCCAACCAUAACCUCACGUGUAAGGUGGGCUACCCUUUCCUGCGGAGAGGAGAGAUGGUAACUUUCAAAAUAUUAUUUCAAUUUAACACGACCUAUCUCAUGGAGAAUGUGACCAUCCACUUAAGUGCAACAAGUGACAGCGAGGAGCCUCCGGAAACCCUCUCCGACAACGAGGCCAGUGUCGCUGUCCCCGUCAAGUAUGAAGCUGGGCUCCAGUUCUCCAGCUCUGCCAGUGAAUACCACAUUUCAAUCACGGCCAACGAGACUGUCCCUGAAGUGAUCAAUUCCACUGAGGACAUUGGGAAUGAAAUUAAUAUCUUCUACUUGGUCAGGAGAAGCGGGCAGUUCCCGAUGCCAGAGCUCAGGCUGACCGUGUCCUUCCCCAACCUGACGGCAAAGGGCUUUCCUGUGCUGUACCCACGCCGGUGGGCCUCGUCCGACAACGCAGACUGCCGGCCCAGGGACCUCCAGGACCCUCUCGGCAUCAGCGCAGGGAAGAGGACGGUCACACUCACGUCAGAAGAUUUCAAGCCAGACACGAUGCUGGACUGCAGCACCUGCCGACUCGCCACCAUCACCUGCAGCCUGGCCCCCGCUGACGUGAGCCAGGUCAACGUGUCGCUGGUCCUGUGGAAGCCCACGUUCCUAAAGAUGCGUGUUUCCAGCUUGAAUCUCACCGUCAGGGCGGAGCUUCGGAGUGAGAACGCGUCGCUGGUGCUCAGCCCCAGCAGCCGGCACAGAGAGCUCGCGAUCCAGGUGUCCAAGGACGGGGUGCCGGGCCCCGUGCCACUCUGGGUCAUCCUGCUGAGCGCCUUCGCCGGCCUCCUGCUGCUGCUGCUGCUCAUCCUGGGCCUGUGGAAGGCUGGAUUCUUCAAAAGACCGCUAAAGAAGAAAAUGGAGAAAUGAAAUAUUUUACAAGAGAAAAAAAUAAUUAUUCAAUGAUCUUUCCUCAGGUUUGCCUCAAAUAUGUGACAAGAAAUUUAUAAAUAUAAUUAAAGACAGUCACAUAAGUUUAUAUAAUCCAUCAGGGUUAAUCACUUGGAAAAUGAAGAGAUCAAGCAAGAUCCAAAAGCAAUACCAUAUAUAUAUUUUAUAAAAUGAUAAAAAUAUUUUUAAAUAAUUACUCAUUUUUGUUGAGUAUUUAAGCAGACAGCAUUUUGAAGAUGAAGAGUAACCUGUAGAAAUAUGUUUAUAUAUGAAGUCACCAUUCAAAGUAUUUAAGAAAUGCAUAGAAAGGUUUUUAUGGUCAUU